Scatophagus argus is the source of this 5072-nucleotide messenger RNA. RefSeq names its product transferrin receptor 1a (gene tfr1a). The record is from RefSeq and is a predicted model, not a curated record. NCBI's taxonomy places the organism in Eukaryota, Metazoa, Chordata, Actinopteri, Scatophagidae. Gene Ontology annotation, cellular component: external side of plasma membrane. The transcript is spliced from 18 exons. Bases 165 to 2480 code for a protein of 771 amino acids. Gene Ontology annotation, molecular function: transferrin receptor activity. Gene Ontology annotation, biological process: transferrin transport; intracellular iron ion homeostasis.
CGUGCAACUCCUAGCCAAUCGGAUAGAUAAAACUGGAGCGGCAUGGUUACCGGCUGAAAGAGAGCAGAUAGCGAGGAAGCAGCAAGGAGAACCUCGUGUCAAGGGCUGUCACAGAAGAAGUCAGUUGGUUUGAGCCGUGUUAUAGAGAAUCCUGUGAAGCAGCUAUGGACCAGGCAAGGUCAACAAUAUCCAAAAUUUUUAAUGGGGAGCCGCACUCCUAUACACGUUUCAACUUGACUCAGAACAUGGAAGGUGAUAACAGCCAGGUGGAGAUGAAACUGUCGUCCGACAUGGAUGAGGAGGUUGGGACAAAUGGCGUGGGAGAACACCUUAGUCACAACUCCAACCGAAAACCCUACAUGGCUCAAAAACUUGGAGGCACCCCCAAGAACCUCUGUUUCUUGGCAUCUGCCAUCCUCCUCAUCUUCAUCAUUGGGUUCUUGAUUGGCUACCUGGUUCAAAAGAAGAACGACUUGGCUCCAACCUGCGCCUCUUCCAUUGCCAGCAUGGAAAAAGAUGUUCCCCACGAGACAGGUGCUGCCCCCCUCAUGAACUGGGAUGAUGUGAAAAUGCUCCUUUUUCAAAAAGUCACCGCCGCCAACAUUGAACCUGUCUUAAGUGAGUUUUCCUCAACCAGUCACCGAGCUGGUUCUCCAGGUGAUGAGGUUCUGGGGAACAAGGUGCUCAAGAAGUUCAAAGAGUACGGCAUGAAUACCUGGAAUGAUGAGCACUUUAUUAAGGUUCAGGACCCACCAGCUUCUGGCUUCAACAGAGUUGCUUUCAAGAAUGGGAAUGCAGAGCGUCCAGAUGGAUUCCUGUCCUACAGUGCCAAUGGAACAGUAACGGGUGCUAUCUUAUAUGCAUAUUACGGGCAGGAAGAUGACUUCAGGUUGCUGCGUGACAAAAAUAUAAACCUGAGUGGCAGGGUCAUGCUGGUCAGAGCUGGUAGGAUCAGCUUUGCUGAGAAGGUAGCCAAUGCUGCCAAAAUGAAUGCCUCUGCUGUGUUAAUCUACCCAGACCCCGACGAUUACUUUUUUGAAGACACCACCCAGCUUUUUGGACAUGUGCACAUGGGUUCAGGGGAUCCCUACACCCCAGGCUUCCCCUCCUUUAACCACACUCAGUUUCCACCUGUCCAGUCUUCAGGCCUGCCAAAAAUCUUGGCUCAGACCAUCACAGCACGGAUGGCUGCCAAAAUUCUGGGUCAGCUGGGCGGUCAGAGUGUGCCCCAGGGGUGGGGAGGCAUGAGAAAACUGGGAGACGAGAAUGAUGUUGUUACUGUGGAAGUCAACAAUGUCCUGUCUGAGAAGAAGAUAAAUAAUGUCUUUGGUGUCAUCAAAGGCUUUGUGGAUGCAGAUCGAUAUGUGGUUAUCGGCGCCCAGAGGGAUGCUUGGGGCCCAGGAUUUGCUACGUCGACUGUCGGCACCAGCAUUCUUGUAGAGCUGGCACGUUCUAUCUCCGACAUGGUGAAGAAUGACGGAUUCAAGCCAAGGAGAAGCAUUGUGUUUGCUAGCUGGAGUGCUGGAGAAUAUGGGAGUGUUGGCGCCACCGAGUGGUUGGAGGGUUAUCUUUCUUCUCUGAACAUGAAGGCCUUCUCCUACAUCAACCUGGAUGGAGCUGUAGCAGGUCGGAAUGGAUUUAAAGUAGCAGGCAGUCCCUUGAUGCACAGACUGAUCGAGAGCGCUCUGAAGGAGGUGCGCUCUGCAAACAAGGAUGUGUCUCUCUUGUCUCAAUUUGGACGGAGCAACUGGCAAUUAAAUAUAUUGGAGCCUCUCAAGGUGGACAAUGCUGCAUAUCCCUUCCUUGCCUUUUCGGGCAUUCCCUCCGUUUCAUUUAGAUUCACUUCUGGUAAUUCGGAGUACCCAUACUUUGGGACUAUGCUGGACACCUGGGAGAAACUGAAUGCGGCCACAUCCAACAAGGUUCCUCAGCUGGCUGAAAUAGUGACCCGUUUUGCGGGUCACAUAGCGCUGAGGCUGGUCCAUGAUCAUCUACUGCAGAUGGACCUGACGAAGUACAACAACAUCAUCCGUACUCAAGUGGCUCAGAUCAAUGUGAAAGUCAAGGAUAUUAAGAGGAGGCAGCCUGAGCUCUUUCCCAAAGACCUAACGGUGCAGUGGUUGAUGUCUGCCUUUGGGUCAUACAGCCGUGCCUCUUCCAACCUGAAAACAGAAGUCGACAACAGCGACCUGGAGGACAUCGAGAUGUGCCGCAUCAUUAAUGACCGCAUCAUGACGGUUGAAAGGAACCUCCUGUCACCGUACAUCUCGGCCAGAGAGCGUCCUUUCCGUCACAUCCUGCUGGGCUCUGGCCCUCACACUCUGAAGGCUCUGAUCAGUCACCUCGAGGCUCUCAGGAAUGACAGCCCCGAGGCAGAUGCCGACCUGUUCCGCAACGAGUUUGCCUUGGCCACCUGGACCAUUCAGGGCUGUGCUAACUCGCUAGCAGGGGACAUCUGGUCUUUGGAUAAUGACAUCUAAAAAUUUUCCUGUUGCCUCCCUUUUUCAUUUUGUUUGCCCCUUAAUCACAGCUGGCAGUGUGACAACCAGUAGGCCACAAUGAUUCACCAACACUCACAGCUACACAAGUUUUUCUUGUUUUUAAUUAAGCUGAUUGAGAAAAAGAGAGAAGUGGAGCCGUUUCUGAAUGUAUACCAAUAACAUCAUUACUUCUGUUCCAUAAUUCUUAACAUUUCAGUGAUAGUUUGCCUCAUCUCCCUUCAUUCUGAUUUAUUCCAUAAAGCCAAACAUUAAUGAUAUAACACACAUAAACCUUCUGCCUUAAGGCCAUUCUUUCAUAAUUUCAGGUCGCGGUUAGUAAAUACCGCAUUUUGAAUACUUUCGGUGCUAGAAAUGACUGCCUUCAAACAGCCACGUUCUGUUACUACUUAAAUGUUUGUUUUUACCCUAUGGUUUUCCAGCACGGUAUCAGGUCAUGAUCACAGAACAUUUUGUGUUUGCCAGCUCAGAGAUUAAUGGAACACAAAAGGCUCAUGGCUUUUCCAUUUGUUUACCAUAAUUAAUACAAAUCAAAAAAGCUGGCAUUUCCACUGCUCUCAUAGCCUUCCGUUCAAACCGGAUCUGGUUUACAUUGGUAGCUAUAAUUUCAUACUGUGCUGAAAUCUGCUGCUCAACUCAUUGUCGGAGAUUCAGAAGUUGCUGAAAAGGACUGGAGAUUAAUUUCCUGCAACAUAGCUGUUGUUUUUAGAGAACACUUUGAAAUAGAUUUUGGACAAUAAGCUAUCGUUGUUUGACAUUACUUGGCUCCAUUUCAAUCUUUUUUUUUUUUUAAAAAAGUCCUAAUUACAUGCAACCAUAAAAAAAAAAAAAAAUCUUAUUCACUCAUCUGAAUCAUCCACCUCCUGACAUGAGAGCAAAUCUCAAGGCCUUUCAAAAACCAAGGGAGGAUGUCUCUAACCAUGUGGCACUGAAACAGAAACCGUACGUCUAUUUAUUGUGUUAUUUAUUUAUCAGUGGCAGGGUUCACUAUAAAUAGUUUUUUUAUUGCCUUUUAUAAAAAAAAAAAUAAAUGUAUAAUUAUCGGGAGCAGUGUCUUCCAUAAUUAUGACAGUUAUACUGUCGAAUUGACAAAAGCAGCAUCUGCUAAAAGAAGUUUACAUGUUGACCGACGGGCCACUACUGAACACAGAACAACUGGGCUCCUUUCAACAAACCACACAACUGAGGUCAUCUUUUUCCUACUUAACUGACAUCUGAUUGGUCUUAUAGACUAGACCAGCUCACAUAUCUCCCUGGAGAACUGAAGACCUCUUACUGUCUGUUCCGGCCCCUUGGUCCAUGUACUCCUCUCGUCAUGACAACAUUAUCGGGAGCAGUGUCUCCCAUAAUGUGAAAAAGAAGAAGGUAGUUUUUGCCUACCAGUGUGUAUCCGUAUCGGAGGCAGUGCCCUCCAUAUUUCACUGUAGGAGUGGUUGUUUUUAUUAUCGGGAACAGUGUUUCCCAUAAUGUGUGUACAUAGAAUAAUAUGCUACGCCAUGCACUUGUUUGUCUGCAUCCUUAGAUCCCAUCUAUGAUGUUUCCAUGCUAACAUACCCUCUGUAGUUUGCUCUGAGGUCUGCAGCUUCUGAUCACUGAAAGACAGUAGGAAGUUUUAACAUCAGCUCUUUUACAAACAUGUCUCAUCUGUCUCUGUAGUGAAGUUAACAAGCUGCACAGCCUUAAAUUGUUCUGUUUGUGUUAUUUGAAUCUGAGAAUGUGAUGUCUUUUCUUUGGGCUUCAUAUGGAACUGAUAUGGAAGGUCACUUGCUUUAAAAAGCAAGAUGUUACAAACAUGUUUGGGACCACUGGUUACUGCAGCGUAGUCCAGUGUUUCCAGUAAAGAUCACCACUUCAAAAUGGGUUUUGUUUUUAAUGAUUCAGUCAGUGUGGAAGUACGUUGUGCUUUCUGUUUUGAUGUGUUUAUUCUUGUGAAAGAGAUUUCUUUGUGCCUUUUUAUUUCAUGACUGCAUACAGUACUUAAAGAGGUUUUGGAAGAUAUAUAUUUGGCUUGUUUUGUUUUAGUUUUGACAUUUCUGUAUUUCCUUUUGUCCCUUUUCUAUGCUAUAAUGAAAAGUUACUGGUUUGUGCUGCAAUUUUUUUUCAAUAGUUAUUGGAAGAAAUUGGUAAAAAAUGAAAGGACAAAAUCAGCAUAAAUGGAAUUUAAAAAUUGGAAAGUGAAUUUUGAAGUUGUUAACGUGGUCCUCCUUUAGCCAAUCUGCAAAAUGAGGGACCAUCUUAUGUUAUGCUUUAGUAGAAAAACAAAUUUAAUCCCUUUUUAGAUGAUCUUUUAACCAUUCACACAUUCCUAGUUUGAGUGAUUAAACUGACCUGUUGGGCUAUAAUGAGGCAUAUACUAGAAGUUGCAUCUCUAAUAUUGGCCUUCUCUGUAUUAGAGAUGAUGCAGAUGUAGAAAUUGAUCCGCCAAAUUGGUCUUUGGUGAGCUUUUAAAAUUCAGACAAAGUUGAUGAAGUUCAUGUUUGGAAAUUGUUAAAAUUAUGCUUUUCCCCCAUCAAACUGUAUGCAAGUUUGCUUAGCUUUCCCUUUUUGUUGCUGCAAUAAACAAUCACAUCACAA